UGUCCUGAAUGAUGUGCAGCAGCUCCCGCUGCAGGUUCACGGUGAGACGGAGAGAAAGAGAGAGGGAGAGAGGAGCUAUCUGUGGAGCCGGAGCGCGCCACUCAUGGCUCAGGAGAGCGCGUGGAAACGCUGCGUGGAUCUGCGUACAUGAACCCGACCUGGAUCCGCACUCAGCGCACUAGCCCGCCAUGGGGGACGAUGGUGCGUCCUCGUCGCUCAACUUCCAGAAUGGCACCGGGGGCGAGGAGUCGGACGCACCGGUGUCCUCCUCCGCGUCCGAUCAGUGGAUGGCGGGCGUGAGUGUCUUGAUGGCGCUCAUCGUGCUGUCUAUUGUGUUCGGGAAUAUUCUGGUCAUCGUGGCCAUCGCCAGGACGCAGAGGCUGCAGACGCUCACCAAUGUCUUCAUCGUGUCACUGGCGAGCGCGGACCUCAUCAUGGGGCUGCUGGUGGUGCCGUUUGGCGCUGCGCUCGCGGUGCACGGCUCGUGGCUGUACGGCUCCUUUUUCUGCGAGUUCUGGAUCUCCGUGGACGUCCUGUGCGUCACGGCCAGCAUCGAAACCCUGUGCGUAAUCGCCAUAGACCGGUACGUGGCCAUCACCUCGCCUUUCCGCUACCAAAGCCUGCUGACCAAAGCGCGGGCCAAAGCCGUGGUGUGCGUAGUGUGGGCCAUCUCUGCGCUCGUCUCCUUCCUCCCCAUCCUCAUGCACUGGUCCCGGGACAGCGCGGACACGGACUGCUACGAGAACCCGGAAUGCUGCGACUUUGUCACCAACAGAGCAUAUGCCAUCUCCUCCUCCAUCAUCUCUUUCUACAUUCCUCUGCUCGUCAUGAUAUUUGUUUACGCGCGCGUGUACAGAGAGGCGAAAAAGCAGCUGAGGAAAAUCGACAAGUGCGAGGGCAGGUUUCACAACACCUUAACCGGACUCACCUCCAAGUGCAGGAAGAAACCGUCCAAGAUCCUGGCGCUCAGGGAGCAAAAGGCUCUCAAAACCCUGGGCAUCAUCAUGGGGACGUUCACCCUGUGCUGGCUGCCCUUCUUUAUAGUCAAUGUGGUGCGCGUGUUUUGCGCAGAGGUGGUGGACAAAGACCUGUUCGUGUUCCUCAACUGGCUCGGGUACGUGAACUCUGCGUUUAACCCCAUCAUUUACUGUCGGAGCCCGGACUUCAGGAAGGCUUUCAAGCGGCUGCUGUGCUGCCCGAGGCAGGCUGACCGACGCUUGCACAUCAGCUCCUGCGACCUGUCCCGCUGCUCCGGCGGCUUCGUCUCCACGCUGGAGCCCGGGACGCUGGGGAUGUGGUCUGAAUGCCCCGGUCUGGACACCAGUGACAGCAGCCUGGUGGGGCCCGCAAAGCUCCCUCACCGUGAGUCACAGUUAUGAGGGGGAAAAUUGUCUAUAACCACGAAAUAAAACUUUUUAUUGGUUUGGGUUUACAACAGUCUGGACAAAGAUGAGGCACUGACUGACGCAGCGUGUGCAUCUUUUCGUGGAAAACACGAGAUGUCGGUUGUUUUUGUUUUAUUCUAUUUAUUUUUUACAUUGGAGAAAACAAACAUCACAUCACCAGGAACUCAGCUGGAAAGCCAUAUUUUCUUCUUAUCAUUUUUGGGACAAAUGAUUGUUUCCAAAUGCGCACGUGCAGGGCCUCACCAUGACUUUAUGGGGCUCAAAGCCGAAAUUGAUUUGAUCCUCCUUCACAGCAUCCAACACUUGACUAUUGUCACUGAUUG
Messenger RNA from Solea solea (common sole), 1729 nucleotides. It is a transcript of the gene adrb1, whose product is annotated as adrenoceptor beta 1. The record is from RefSeq and is a predicted model, not a curated record. Gene Ontology annotation, cellular component: membrane. Gene Ontology annotation, biological process: norepinephrine-epinephrine-mediated vasodilation involved in regulation of systemic arterial blood pressure; adenylate cyclase-activating adrenergic receptor signaling pathway; positive regulation of heart rate by epinephrine-norepinephrine. Gene Ontology annotation, molecular function: beta1-adrenergic receptor activity. The transcript has a single exon. The coding region runs from base 189 to 1379 and encodes 396 amino acids. NCBI's taxonomy places the organism in Eukaryota, Metazoa, Chordata, Actinopteri, Pleuronectiformes, Soleidae.